AUGGACUCCCCCAGUCAGCCGCCGAUCGUGAAGUUGCGGUCUUAUCAGCAGGAGAUGCUAGAUGCCAGCAUCGAGAAAAACAUCAUCGUAGCCAUGGAUACUGGCUCUGGCAAGACUCACGUUGCCAUUGCUCGCAUCCUCGUAGAGCUUGAGCAGGGCAUCACUGACAAGCUUGUGUGGUUUCUGGCGCCCUCGGUCGCCCUUGCAGAGCAGCAGGCUCAAGUUCUAUCAGAUCACCUGCCAGCGUAUCGCCUACGCACCCUCUUGGGCGCAGAUGGUGUUGAGAAAUGGACUGACCAGGGUAUUUGGGAUGCACUGCUUGCCAAUGUUAGCGUCAUGGUAUCUACACCUGCUGUUCUCGCAGAUGCUCUCUCGCAUGGCUUCUUGAAUAUGAGGAGACUAUCGUUGUGCAUUUUCGAUGAAGCGCAUCAUGCAACCAAGAACCACCCAUACAAUGCAAUCCUGAAGCUUUACUACCAGCCUGCAAGACUGAGAGGGGAACACGUGCCACAUAUACUAGGCUUAAGUGCGAGUCCGGUAGUGAACUCCAAGAAAGGCAGUCUCGAGGAGAUUGAAACAAGCUUGAACGCCGUCGCUGUGACUCCCAAGCAGAACAGGGAAGAUUUGGAAAAGCACGUCAAUCCUCCACAGGUUGUCUUAAUCAUCUACUCAACAGAAGACACGAAGGAGCAUGACAUGCUGUGUAAGACCAUGGCCAAGGCUACUGACGACUACGACUUCCUUCGAGAUCCGUACGUUGUCGACCUACGACAGCAGGGCGACGAAAGAUCACUGAAAGAGCUCAACAAAAUCUUGCUCAAGAAAAAGACUUACACUUAUGAGCAGCUUCGUGGCUUGCGAGGAAGAGCUUUCUCGAUACACGAUGAGCUAGGACCUUCUAUGGCCAGGUGGUAUGUCAGUGAAUGCAUUUUAAGAUUUCGAACUGGUUUUACUUCAGGCACGGCGAUAAUGCCUGACCUAUCAGAGAAGGAAAAGAUGCACUUGAACCACCUAUUCGACCCCAUCCUACAACAAGUUGACUUCGGAGCACACGGAAAACUCGUUACAACAGAUAAGGUUCAGAAUCUGGUGAGGAUACUGCGGGCAGAGUCCUCCGCAGAGACAAGAGGUGUCAUAUUCGUACAACAAAGAGCGCAGGUCACAGCUCUUGCGGAACUACUUCGACAAACAGAUGAGAUUGCAGUGUCCUACCAGGUUGGAACAUUUGUUGGCACUUCCUCCUCGUCGUUUCGUAAGGUGUCCGUUGCGGAUCUCGCAAAUCUUCGUGCACAUAUUACCGACCUCGAAGCGUUCCGCAGUGGCGAGAAGAACUUGAUGAUAGCAACGAAUGUUCUCGAAGAAGGAAUCGAUAUCUCUGCUUGCAACCUGAUCAUAUGCUUUGAGAAGCCUGGCAAUCUCGUCUCCUUCGUGCAAAGGCGCGGUCGAGCCAGACGCAAGGAUUCCAAGUACUACGUCUUCACAUCCGAGGAAGAGGCGCUGAAAGCUGGAAAGCAAUGGGAAGCACUCGAAGCUCAGAUGAAGCAGGCAUAUAUGGACGAUACAAGACAGCCAGCUCCCAGCGCGGAGGAAGACCUAAGCAGCAGAACGUACCACAUCGCUGCAACGCAGGCCCUCCUCACCUUGGAGAGCGCCAAGGCGCAUCUAUUGCACUUCUGUAGUGUUGGCAUUUCUCAAGCCAGCAACUAUGCGGACCUACGGCCAGAAUUCGAUGCCGUAAUGAAGUCAGUCGGGUCGUGGACGGCCACAGUCGAUCUACCGGCAUUCGUACACCCUGAUCUGCGGCACGCAACAUCUUCACAAGCAUGGCCGACUGAGGCCACAGCGAUUUGCGACGCAGCUUUUGAGGCCUAUGUUGCGCUUCAUAAAGCCGGGCUUGUGAACGAUAACUUGUUGCCUCUGACCAAAGACUACGGACCAGCAAUCGGCGAACAGCAUUUGGAUCAGCCAUCCAUUGCAGAAGUAUCAGACCCAAUAUACGUGUGGCGAGGCUUCUUCGGCGGCCUUGCUUUCCAUGACAUGCGCUGGCAUGUCUAUCGUGUGUCUUUGAGCACACCUGACGGCGUGCAGUCUCAAAUGCGAAUGUGGACCCCUUGUCCGAUUCAUUGUGGUUCGAUCCGACUCUACUGGAGUGCCAACACUACCUAUGUGGUGGAAAUACUUGCUGAAAGCAAAGGGGCGCAGAAAAUGAGCGCAGCUAGCCUGGCGUCACUGCAAGCAACCUCGGAUCUGAUUCUUCGCUCGGUCCACGGAUCUCGAAUGGCGAUCGAUAAGAAAGACUACCCGAUCUUAUUCGCCCCGGCAUUGCAGGAUAAUGAGCUUCUGAAGUGGGUCGAUAGUAUGUCUGGAUCAGCGCCCAUCAAUGGACCCAUGCAGCUGACCCCGUCGCAACAAGCGGAGGUGGGUCUUGUCAGAGUCAAGGGGCAGCCCGGUCGUGCCUACUUCUUCCAGUCGUUGGAGACAUUGACCGGCGAUAAGACAGCCUCUGGGCAAUCCGUGAGGGUGCGCACAUUCCCAAAGCGUAAGGACUUUCUCCACCCCAUCGCAGCAGAUCAUGGCACCAGGGUGGCGUACACCGGGACACAAUCAUAUCCUCUUGCCGAAUGCUCGAUCGACAGACUGGCAGCUGGGUACGCGCUGUUUGCAGCCUUUGUGCCGUCGAUCAUACACUGCCUAGAGCUUCAACUUUCAGCUUCCAGCGUUUGCCAAUCAGUCCUACACGAUGUUGGACUCAACGACACAAGUCUCGUGCUCGAGGCAAUCACCGCGCCAGGUGCGAACGAAGCUGUAGACUACAAUCGACUUGAGUACUUGGGUGACAGCAUACUCAAGCACUGCACAGAGCUUGAGGUCGUUUCUCAGCAUAUCAAUUGGCCAGAAGCAUAUCUGUCAGUGGACCGAGACAGAAUCGUUCGGAACAGCAAUCUUGCAGCGGCUGCUCUCGCCAUAGGUCUAGACAAGUUCAUCAUCACGAAGCCAUUCACCGGAAGCAAGUGGCGUCCACCAGUGGUCGAGGAGAUUCUAGCUCAAACACCAGGGAAACGGUCUAUGUCGACCAAGACGCUGGCAGAUGUAGUCGAGGCACUCAUUGGCGCCGCAUACGUCGACGGAGGAAUCGUCAAGGCCCAGAAAUGCAUUGAAACUCUCCUACCAACCGAAACAUGGCACCCUCCGGCACAUUGCUUCGACCUACUCAUCCAGGAACCACGACCUACGCCCGUCAAGAAUCUGGACCUCUUGCAGCACCUCAUAGGCCAUGACUUCACUCAUACGACUCUCCUCGUGGAAGCAAUCACCCACGUGUCCUUCCCAUACAACCGGACGGGCCUCUCAUACGAGCGUCUCGAAUUCCUCGGCGAUAGCGUUCUGGACAUGGUCAUCAUUCCCAAGCUCUUCUCGCACUCUCGGAAGCUGAAACAUUGGGAAUUGCACCGUAUCCACGAAGCCCUGGUCAAUAGUCAUUUUCUAGGGUAUUGCUGUAUGCGGUACGCCAUGGAUGACGAUGUGGUCGAUGUCGUGCCUGCCUCUGAUCCGGGGGAGUAUAAGACCAUCAGAUCCUCCCGCCAAGUCCACUUACAUGACUUCCUUCGAGCAGGAGCGCAGCUGGUUCCUAUACGCCGCAAAUCUGUGGAACUCUUCGAGAAAAUGCGAGAGGGGAUCGAUCACGCGCUGGAGCACAGUGAUGAGUAUCCCUGGUGCUCAUUCGUCACUCUCAAUCCACCCAAGCUGUUCUGCGACUUGGUGGAGUCCGUGCUUGGAGCCAUCUUCAUCGAUACACGAGGAGACCUGGACGCGUGUGAAGCCUUCGUGGACAAACUUGGGAUUUUGCGGCACAUGCGUCGAAUUCUCGAUGCUCACGUCGAGACGUUCUCGCCGAAAGAGCGGAUUGGCGUUGUAGCGGACCACGAGGCUGUCAAAUAUACCAACGGGCGAGUGGAGGACGAGCUUGGGAAGAAGAGCUUCAGUUGCACUCUGAAGGUCGGGGAGAAGGAAGUUGUCACAGUGACUGGGUGUCACAGUAAAGACGAGGCAGAGGUUAAGGCUGCACAUCGAGCUUGUGCAAUCCUAGGAGGAUCUGAAGGCACCGAAGCACGUCGGAAGAAGAGGAAACUGGCGGUCAAAGUGGACGAUCUUGACGCGGCCUUUUGUAAUGGUGAAGAGCAGUGA
This is a messenger RNA of Fulvia fulva, 4185 nucleotides long. RefSeq names its product Dicer-like protein 2. Gene Ontology annotation, molecular function: ribonuclease III activity; ATP binding; RNA binding. The transcript has 7 exons. Gene Ontology annotation, cellular component: cytoplasm; nucleus; RISC complex. NCBI's taxonomy places the organism in Eukaryota, Fungi, Ascomycota, Dothideomycetes, Mycosphaerellales, Mycosphaerellaceae. The record is from RefSeq and is a predicted model, not a curated record. Bases 1 to 4185 code for a protein of 1394 amino acids. Gene Ontology annotation, biological process: siRNA processing.